AUGCAGUGGACCUCCAUUCUUGAGAGGAUACCGUUUCGCCAGCCAGCCGGCGUGCCCGGCUCUGCUGUUCCUGCCAUUGUAAUUGGCAUCUUUGUCUCUCUGGGAGGCAUUCUUUUCGGAUAUGAUACCGGCAACAUCAAUGGCAUUAUUGCCAUGCAGCAAUGGAAAAACAAAUAUUCUACCGGAUACACCAAUGAAACGACCGGAAAACCUGACGUAACAGCCGGGGAAAAAGCCCUGGUAGUCUCCAUCCUCUCUGCCGGUACCUUCUUCGGCUCUCUCGUCGCUGCUCCAGCUGGCGAUAAGAUUGGUCGUCGCUGGGGACUCAUCUGCUCGUGCACUCUUUUCAUCAUCGGUGUCGUUCUCCAGGUCGUUUCCGAGACGAUGCCUUUGUUUGUCGCGGGUCGCGGUAUUGCUGGGUUUGGAGUGGGAAUGCUUUCAACACUUAUUCCCCUAUACCAGUCGGAAAUUGCCCCUAAAUGGAUCCGUGGAUUUGUCGUCGGGACGUACCAACUCUCCAUCACCUUGGGACUUCUGGUCUCAGCGAUUGUAGACAACGCAACCAAAGACCGCCGCGAUUCAGGAGCAUACCGAAUCCCUCUCUCCGUUCAAAUUGGCUGGUCGCUGAUUCUUAUCUCCGGCAUGUUGUUUUUGCCUGAAACACCUCGGUAUCUCAUUAAACGCAACAGGCCCGACGCGGCCUCUCGUUCUCUAGCCAAACUGCGGAAACUGCCACGCAACAGCCCGCACCUGGCUGAAAUCGCCGAGAUUGCCCAGUAUCAUGAACGUGAACUCAACCUAGGAGGUACAUCAUAUUUGGACUGCUUUAGGGGCAAUCUCGGAAAGCGUCUUCUGACAGGCUGUCUGCUGCAGUCCCUUCAGCAACUUACCGGGAUCAAUUUCAUCUUUUACUACUCGACUUCGUUCUUCGAGAACAACGGUAUGUAUGACGCUUUCACCAUAACACUUAUAACGAACAUCGUGAACGUCGUUUCGACAAUCCCGGGCCUGUGGAUGGUCGAGAAAUGGGGACGGCGACCACUGCUAUUCUUCGGCGCUAUCGGCAUGGCGGUUUCCCAAUUCAUCGUGGCUACAAUUGGCACCACCUCCGCUGGGCAUGAUGCUGCCGACAAGGCGUCUUUGGCAUUUAACUGCAUCUAUAUAUUCUUCUUUGCGUGCUCCUGGGGUCCCGUCGUCUGGGUAGUGCCUGGUGAAAUCUUCUCAUUGAAAGUGCGUGCGAAAGCGAUGUCUAUCUCCACCGCAUCCAACUGGCUCUUCAAUUGGGCCAUGUCGUACGCCAUUCCAUAUAUGAUCGAUCCUGGCCAGGGAAAUUUGAACUUGCAGGCCAAGGUCUUUUAUGUCUGGGGUGGGUUCUGUGUGAUAGCGUGCUUAGUGGCGUACCUUUUGGUCUACGAGACCAAGGGCCUGUCUCUCGAACAAGUCGACGAAAUGUAUAGCUCCAUCGGUAAAGCCUGGGAGUCGCAUUACUUUGUUCCCGAGGCACACCCUCCGCGUCCGCGGCCGUGGUCUGGCAACAGAUAUAGUGGCCAAAAGCCACCUAGCGCGACCUAUAAAUGCCAUAUCGAGGCUGUGAAUUCUCCCAAGAAGAAUGAUGAUGACGAUGACGACUACGAAGCCAAAGAAAACGGGAAGACAAUGUCUCCACAGUCAGAAGCCAGUGGAGGCACGUUUUACUUUGAUUUUGAUCGUCCUGUUGGGACUCAACAGUUUUCGUGA
Messenger RNA from Talaromyces rugulosus, 1737 nucleotides. RefSeq lists its product as uncharacterized. Gene Ontology annotation, cellular component: membrane. Lineage: Eukaryota; Fungi; Ascomycota; Eurotiomycetes; Eurotiales; Trichocomaceae. The transcript is spliced from 3 exons. The coding region runs from base 1 to 1737 and encodes 578 amino acids. The record is from RefSeq and is a predicted model, not a curated record. Gene Ontology annotation, molecular function: carbohydrate:proton symporter activity. Gene Ontology annotation, biological process: transmembrane transport; carbohydrate transport.